AUGCGGGGCGACGGGCGGUGGCCCGACGAGAAGCUGCGGGGCGACGGGCGGCGGCCCGACGAGAAGCUGCGAGGCGACGGGCGGCUGCCCGACGAGAAGCUGCGGGGCGACGGGCGGCGGCCCGACGAGAAGUUGCGGGGCGACGGGCGACGGCCCGACGAGAAGAGGCUCCCUGACGUUAUUCCUCCUCCUCUCGUGUCUCCCCUCAACGGCUCAGCAGCUGACAGCUUCGCUCCUAUUCAGCCUCCACUUAUGUCUCCCCUCAACGGCACAGCAGCUGAAUAUUUCACCCCUGUUCCUCCUCCUCUCGUGUCUCCCACAGCGCAGCAGCUGAAUAUUUCACCCCUGUUCCUCCUCCUCUCGUGUCUCCCACAGCGCAGCAGCCAACUACCCUGCCUGCUAUCCCUCCUCCUUUGUCUACCCGCAUCUUCUCCCUUGCUCUUGCUCCUCCCCCUUAUGGAGAACGUUCAUGCCCUUUCCUCUUUUCCUCUACACUGCUGCCCUCCUACUCCUGCUGCUGUACCUCCUCUUUGCGGAGAUAACUACUACAAUGGGAGCUAG
Molecule: messenger RNA, 561 nt
Organism: Closterium sp. NIES-65
Lineage: Eukaryota; Viridiplantae; Streptophyta; Zygnematophyceae; Desmidiales; Closteriaceae
Source: the annotation of a GenBank genome assembly